GCUGUAGAUAACUAUGCUAGUGGUGCUGCAAUGACGUAAAAACUACUCCUUGAAAAACCUGUGUCAAAGGCAUGGUGGCUGAAAAGGAAGAAAUAUGAAUAGCAGUGCAACAGUGAAGAUAAGGAUAUAACUCGAUUUAAGCUGCUAAAAUGCUUUAAUGCCAGGUUUCAUGUGUGAUGGAAUAUGUUAUUUUUGUGAGAGGGUUAAACACUUUGUCCCUCGCCUCAGCUGGCAGUUAAGGAUUUCCAGGUCUGCCUGCUGGGAAGUAAAUUAAAUAUGUAGCUGCUUGUCACCUUUCCUCUGUUGCUGUGCUAAUGGAAGAGAAGCUUUUUUGCCGGUAAUACAGACAAUGAUCAUGGCUGCUGAGAUUUAUUAUUUUUUGGUAUCAGGAAGAAUGACAAAUCUGCAUUAUUUCCAGAAGGAUUUGGAAUUCUGAACAAAAGGAUCAUAGGCAUGCUUCAUUUUCUUAAAGCUGUGUCUAAGGAACUGGAGGCAUAGCAAACCUACACAAACUUUAUAAGCAUGGCUGAAAAAGAAAGAUGAACUGCUUUAGGAUGUCCUUGAAAUGUGAUGUUGGAUGGGUUUUUUAACUUCACUUGGAAGGAGCCCAGUAACAAAAGGGUGAAGCCACUUUCCAGAGUUACAUCGCUAGCGAGUCUCAUUCCUCCUGUACGAGCCACCCCGUUGAAGCGGUUCAGCCAGACACUUCAGCGUUCUAUCAGUUUCCGUAGUGACAGCCGCCCAGACCUGUUUAGUCCACGACCAUGGUCUCGAAAUAUGCCACCCGCGAACACCAAGCGGAGAGACAGCAAACUAUGGAGUGAAACUUUUGAUGUUUGUGUCAAUCACAUGCUUACAUCUAAGGAAAUCAAGCGUCAAGAGGCUAUCUUUGAACUUUCCCAGGGAGAAGAAGACUUGAUAGAAGAUCUGAAGUUGGCAAAAAAGGCUUAUCAUGACCCAAUGCUUAAACUUUCCAUAAUGACAGAGCAAGAGCUUAACCAAAUUUUUGGAACUCUGGACUCUUUAAUUCCUCUACAUGAAGACCUUCUUAGGCGACUUCAAGAAGUCAGGAAACCUGAUGGAUCAACAGAACAUGUUGGCCAUAUCCUUGUGGGUUGGCUUCCAUGCCUGAACUCCUAUGAUAGCUACUGCAGCAAUCAAGUAGCAGCCAAAGCUUUAUUGGAUCACAAGAAGCAAGAUCACAGAGUGCAAGAUUUCCUGCAGCGCUGCUUAGAGUCUCCUUUUAGUCGCAAACUGGACCUUUGGAAUUUCCUUGACAUCCCAAGAAGCCGUUUGGUUAAAUACCCAUUACUACUCAGAGAGAUUUUGAGACACACACCAAAUGACCAUCCAGAUCAGCAGCACCUUGAAGAAGCUAUAAAUAUAAUUCAGGGCAUAGUGGCUGAAAUCAACAUAAAGACUGGUGAAUCUGAAUGCCAGUAUUACAAAGAGAGACUUAUUUAUCUUGAAGAAGGCCAAAGGGAUUCAUUGAUUGAUAAUUCACGUGUUGUAUGUUGUCAUGGAGAACUGAAGAACAACAGGGGAGUGAAACUGCACGUCUUCCUCUUUGAAGAAGUUCUGGUGAUUACUCGAGCUAUCACCCAUAAUGAACAGCUCUGCUACCAGUUGUAUCGGCAACCAAUUCCAGUGAGGGAGCUUGUCCUAGAGGACUUGCAAGAUGGAGAGGUGCGACUGGGUGGAUCCAUACGCGGUGCGUUCAGCAACAAUGAGAGAAUCAAAAACUUCUUUAGAGUCAGCUUCAAAAAUGGAUCUCAAAGCCAGUCUCACUCACUCCAAGCCAAUGACUCUUUCAACAAACAACAGUGGCUUAACUGUAUCCGCCAGGCCAAAGAAAAAGUGACGUGUGCAGGCAAAGCUGGCGUGCUGAACUCAGAAGAACGUUUUCUUUUGUCACCAAAUGGAAGCAGAGUACCCCAGGGAGAAACCACGCUUGAGCAAAUGGACCAAUCAGACUGUGAGUCAGACUGUAGUAUGGACACCAGCGAGAUCAGCAUCGAUGGUGAACGUAUGGAACAGACAAACUCUUGUGAAAAUGAGAAACAAAUAGAAACCAAUGUUUGACAAAAACUUACAGUUUGUGGAAGAAAUUCUGUCUCUUACCUGUACAGUAUUUGCAUUCCAUACCUGGAACCAUUUGGAGAAGCACUUUUAAAAUAUUUUAUUUUGUGACAAUGUCAAUGCACUCCUUCUUGUAUUCGUACCUAUGAGUGUAGCACUGUAACUGCCUAAUCUGUAUAAGCUGGAAUCUUUUGCAACUUAUGCCCUGUGAUUAUAUUCCAUAAAAAUUUAAGGUGGAUGAAAGAGGUACUUGACCAGUUAUUCUCAACAUCCUGCUGUAAGCAGAAUCUCUCAACUACUGUAUAUGUGCAUUACAUAAAGAAUCUUUUCAUGAUUUUUAAAGUACUUUAUUUGCCCUUUAAUGGGGCAGCUGAAGAUGUGGACUUGAUAUGGAGUUGCAGGGUGGGUAUCAAGAUGAUAAGUUUUCAUAAAGGCAUGGAAAGGAAAACAGCUUUGUGGUAAAAAAGAAAACCAGCUUGCAAUAACCUGUCUGAACUCUCAUGGUAUUAAAUCAACAAGAACUUUGAACAGCCGACCAUGUAACCAGUGACUCUUUAGGGAUUAACUUUUUAAAAUGAAUCACUAUGCUAAGAUCCAGCAAUCAAAUUUAUUAAAAUCUGGUCAGUUAAAGUGGUCAACAUAGCGUUAUGGUUUAUUUAUCGAAACAUGUAAUGCUGAAAAUAAUCAACUGAAAAAACCCAAACCCAACCAAACCUCUAAACCCAGCACUGAAUUAAAUGAAAUGCUGAGAAUACUGGGUAUUUGUAAAUAAGCUGGUAGUUUGCCUUCAGUGCCAUAUAUAUAUAUAUAUUAUCCUAAACAGGAUAAGAAUGGAAAAAGGCUUUUGCUUGUGAAUAGGCCCUCUUCAGCAUUUUGCACUCCACUGACCUCCACUGUUGGUUUUAAACACCACUAAACUAAUGUUAAAACAUUUUAAUUUUCUGUAAGUGUCUGUUUACAAUUACAUGCAGUUGGUUUUUAAACUAAAUGACAAUUUAAUAUAAAUGGUGCUCUACAAAUACCCUAUGGGAUUAUGUAGAGAAAGUUUAAACAAAAAGGGAAUGCUUUUCCUUUAGGAUGUAUUACAUCCUUUAUAUUUUUUCUCAAGUUUUGAACUAGAAGUUUUUACUGCAUUUAAUCUCAUGCUGGAAUUGGAAAUGUUACUGUGUUUUCUGGUGGCUGAUUUAAUCUACCCAGUACGAUGAGGAGCAAUUGAGUCACUUAAAUGCAGUCUAAAACACUCAGUUCAACUUCCUGUUACUUUUCAGGAAUCCCUGGGUAAUAUUUUAUUUCUUAGUAUAAGAAACAAUGCCAGUGCUGUAUGGCAAGCUAUGGAAAUGGCAUAUUAAUAAAUUGAAUCAAUCCUUGAUAUUACACAAGAUAACCUGUGCAAAGUCCUCGUACCAACAAAAGUAGAAAAACUGCUGAGUUAUUGCCAAAACGAUUUUUCUUGUGCUCUACAAGUUUACAGGAAAUAGUAAAUGUCAAGUAUCUUACACAUAUACGUGCUGAUGUACAUUACAGAAAUCAGUGUGACAUGAUAAACAAUAGAAACCAAGGUAUUUUUAUUUUUUAAAAAAAAGUCAUUUUUACCCUAUAGAACUUACUUCUGUAUUUAUAGUUUUUUAAAAAAAGGUCAAUUUUCUUUUCUGUUUCAGGCUUUGUAAUUUAUUUCAACUGCUUCAUUUUUAGAGCUGAAUGAAUAUGCCAGAGAAGAUGAAAGGAAAAAAUUGAAGAAAAGGUGUAGGAAAGCAUAUUAGAUGAUGAACAAUUUUCAGAAAACCUGUUCAGCAAAAUGCUUAAAAACAGCAAAAAGUAUGUAAAGUGUUCAGGUAGAGAAGAGCGAGCAAAUGUGUGUAUUGAUUUUUUUUUUUUUUAAAAAAUAAUAGCCUUAAGCUUUUCUGGGAGCAUUUCAAAUAAAUUACGUUAAACCAUUUUGAUUUCUUAUUUGGUUUGGUUGUUUAUGAGAGAAGACUACAAAAUAGAUUUUAGCGGUGCACACAGUUCACAUGACUUAACAUGUGAACAAUGAUUAUAUUUUGGUUCUGGUGGAAGUGUUAUAUAUUUUAGAUCUAAUUUGCUUGAUACAAAAUAGUAAUGAAGAAACAAGUCCCUGCACUCAAUUCAGCACAUUCCCCCAAGUUUUGCAUUAUUUAAUCAGUUUAGUAAGUACAUGGAACAAAAACUUAAUAUUCUGCCAUCAGUUUCUUUGUCCUGAUUCCUUGUGGGUCACAUCUUUACUAAAUAUGUAUUAUUCCGAAACACUGAGAUGAUGAAUUUUGGGUCAUGUAAAAAGUCACUAACCAGACACCGAGUCUUAGAAGAUUAACCUUAUAUUUCUGUACUCUCUUUUAGCAUCCCACUUAGUGUCAUGUUUCUGUUUCUGUUUUGCCUUGUAGCUGACAUACACUUAAGAACUGAUUUAAUCUAAUAAAGCUUAGUGAUGUUUGUUUUCAAAUAAUCUGGAGGAAUAAGUCUUCCACUUUAAGAAUCCUAAUAGCUUGUUUUGCUUCUAACACUUUUAAAAUGGCACUGCUUUUGAAAGAAUGACUUUUGGGGAGAGGGCUGGACAAUAAAACAUACGAAAAAGGAUGGGUUAAAUGUAAAAUUAGGAAAGUAAAGAGAAAAAGUUAUGUCAGUAAAUAUGGCUAAGUGUUCAUCAUGGUAACCCUGGUGGCAGCUUAAAGGAGUCUGAGAGUUUGCAGCAGUGAACCACUGCAGCCAUGCUGUAUGCAUAGGCCUCUGCAUUGUUAUGCAGAAAUUGCUUUGCAUUUCUCAGGUCACUCCAUUGCUUGUGUAGGGUUUCCAGUAAUGAGACAGUUCAAAGCUAUGAAAUUUUUAUAUGGGAUCUCUAAGAGAUCUUGGAUCGCUCUUGUCUCCAGUGUGAGAAUGGUGCCAUGGCAUGAAGGUGAAUGGGAACAGGUGGA
This is a messenger RNA of Cuculus canorus (common cuckoo), 5006 nucleotides long. RefSeq names its product Rho guanine nucleotide exchange factor 3 (gene ARHGEF3). Lineage: Eukaryota; Metazoa; Chordata; Aves; Cuculiformes; Cuculidae. The transcript is spliced from 10 exons. Gene Ontology annotation, biological process: positive regulation of Rho protein signal transduction; intracellular signal transduction. The coding region runs from base 571 to 2082 and encodes 503 amino acids. The record is from RefSeq and is a predicted model, not a curated record. Gene Ontology annotation, molecular function: guanyl-nucleotide exchange factor activity.